AUGUACAGGCUGAAAGCGACUCAAUUGACCACUCUUCUCCUUGACUCCAAACUAAUUUCCGUUCUCUGUCACAUGGGAGAUUUUGGAUGUGGAGUUGGAGGAUGGACCCCGGUUAUGAAGAUCGACGGUAACAAGGUACGGACAGUUCUAUUAUGAGCUUUGGUCGUUUUCUAAGUUAACUGAUGCAACCAAAAAUUGUUUUGACGAUAAAAGAUUAUUUGUUUUGAAGCUUUUUGCACAAUUUAUUGCUAGCUAGUUUUAUAGCCAUAGUUUCUAUGCUCUGUAAGAGAGCGAUCAGACCGCCAGUCGCUUUAGCCUAAUUGGCUCGGCGAGAGUUUGGUUUUGUCCUUACGUACUAGUGACGAAUUUAGAUCACUAAGUCCGUUAGUGCCUAAGAAGAGGUGGGACCGGCCUUGGAAACAAUUUUUCUUGGCCCCAACGGGCCACAGUUUGGCCUAGAAAUAAGGUGGGUGCUUGGGCCCCCUUGGGUUCCUUCCUUAGAUUCUCUACUGCGCACGACUCAUUUAAAUGCCAGUUUUUUCUGUCUUUACAGCAUACGUUUCAAUACAAUGACGCUCUAUGGAGUAAUAAAGAAACCUUUAACCUUGACGGAGGGAAAACUGGGUUCGAUUCACAGGAGACCAAACUUCCUUCCUACUGGAACACUUCCUUCUCCAAGAUCUGCCUCGGUAUGAAGAUUGAUCAGACGGUCAAGUUUAUUGUCAUCAGCAAGCAGGCGAACUCCUUGUACUCAUUGAUCGCUGAUGGGCACUACUGCGCCACCAAACUAGGCCGUGACACUUGGAAGUCUCUGAUUGGUUCUGACGCCUCCUUGCAACAAAACUGUAACAAGGAAGGGUUUAACGCCAUGAGCACCAGCAGUGGUUAUUCCAGAGCAAGAAUCGGCAUCCUUGGUAAUGAUGGAAAUUAUUGUGAUACGUGUGACUCUAGGAUCGGUUUUGGAACUACAGGAUACCCCGAUGACUCUAACACAUGUGGGAACCGGGCUUCAAGUUCACCAGACAAUGGCGACAAGAAUAUAACAUCAAUAGGUUAUAUCUUGGUGCAGUAA
Messenger RNA from Porites lobata, 1072 nucleotides. Lineage: Eukaryota; Metazoa; Cnidaria; Anthozoa; Scleractinia; Poritidae. The record is from the annotation of a GenBank genome assembly.